AUGCAUGACUCUAAAGUUAAAGAAUCAUCAUUAAAUUUCGAUCUGAAAAGAUAUGAAUUUUGUUCAGACUUUAGUAUUUUUAUUAUAAACGAGUCUUUGCAAGAAAAUGAGGAACAAAAUUCAAACAUACCUCCAAAAGAAUACAGGGUUCAUCGAUAUGUUUUAUCUCAACAAUCAGAAUAUUUCAAAACAUUAUUUGGGUCUUCUCGAAAUUUUAUUGAACAUAAAGAAAAUGCUGUUAUGAUUCGAUUAAAAGAUCCUUUCAACGUCUUUCCACAAAUACUCAGAUAUAUGUACACUGGAUAUAUCUCUAUUAAUCACAAAACCCUCAUUUCAAUCCUUUCAAUAUCAGAUCGUUUCGCGAUCGAAAAACUUUCUAUAUACGCUACAACAUAUUUUGAUAAUUUUUAUGAUUAUAAAAGAAAAUUACCUUUAAAUUCAUCUUUUAUUUCUGCUCAAGAAAUAUAUACAUUAUAUUUAGAUGCAAUCGAAAAUGAGUUUGAAGAAGUAAUACCUGAUUGGCUAUUGGCUAUCGCUUUCGAUGAACUUUGGGAAAUAGAUAAUGAUAUUAUGAGCUCUAUAAGAUUGGAUCGUGUACUAAAGCGCGAUUGUGUUAAACUAAAAAAUGAGGAUCAAAAAUUUUCUGUUAUUAGAAAGAUCGUAGGGGAUUUCUGUGGUAAUGAAGAAUAUGAUGAAUCUUUUGAAGAAAAAUGGAAUAAAAUGGCUUUAAAAUUCGCCAUGCCUUUUCCAGAUAUAUUAGAUGAAUCUAGUGAUGAAUUUAAUGAAGAAGGUGUCGCCAAUGUAUCACAACCUGAAGAAAAUACUACUUAUGAAAUAAAUGAUGAGACUGAAAAGCUACCUGAAGAUGAUAAUUCAGUCUCUACAUUACAUUCUCAACGAACGAACGGGUUUAUUGAGAAUGAUGUUAAUGAUGAGGAAAAUUUGGUCUUUACUUUGCACGAUAUAAAAGAUGCUUAUGAACGAUUAGAGCAUAAUAAUAAGUUGUAUGAAUGGUUCAAGCUUGUUGACUAUUCUUCACUUGAUCCAAAAAAUUGGGAAGUUGCUCUAGCGGAUAAUUUAGUACCUAAUAAACUCGUUUUGCAAGGUUUGUUUGAGGUAUUAAAAAAUGAUGAUACCGAAAUGAAUACUCCAAAAUCACCUAUUACUGUCACACCACUCCCACAAUCGUCAAUUUCCAAACCUACUUCAACAUUAGAAUAUACCGACUGCUUACAUUUUACAACAAAGCCAUAUUAUAGCGACAUUAAAAUUUGCAUUAACAAUGAAUCUUAUGAAUUUCACAAAAUUAUUCUGUCAAUACAAUCCGAAUACUUUUGUGACUAUUUUUCUACUCCACAGGGUCAACUCUUAAAAGAAUGGAAUUUUCCUUGGAAAGACCUUCACCCUAAUCUUUCGACCGGUCUUCAUAACAUGAUACAACUUCUUUAUUACACUCACUCAUUUCCUCUCGACUGUAAGAAUGUAAUUCCAAUCUUGUUCGCUUCUUUGGAAACAAAAACUCAAUCGAUAAAAAAUCAUUGCAUGAAAUGGAUUAUUUCUGAAAAUAAACCUUUAUUAGAAUUGGGAUGUGGAAUAUAUGAUCAAUGCUUAGCAGAAUCUCAACAUCAAUCUAUGAUUCGUAAAGAAGUUGUCAACAUAGUUUCUAAAAAUUUUGAUGAUUUCAAGGAUGUUCUAAAUAAUAACCAUAAAAUAACAAAAGAUUUGAUUUUGGACAUUCUAAAUAAUCCUUCAUUAAAUUGUAAUGAAAUGUCAAAAAUUGAUUUAUUUUCUUGCGUAUUGGAUAAAUGGUUUCCUAAUGCUAAAAAAUCUGUGAAUGAUUUAUCAACUAUUGAAGCAAAAGAACGAGGAUUAUUCGAAAUCAGGACUUUGGUUACAAAAUAUAUUAAUUAUAAAAAAUUAAUUGUCUCUGAUUUAGAAUUUCUUUCAAGACAAUGGUGGAUGCCAAAAGAUUUAUUUAAUUCUUGGAUGAUCGAAUUAGCCCGAGAAAAAAAAAAAAGAAAAUAA
Molecule: messenger RNA, 2025 nt
Organism: Scutellospora calospora
Lineage: Eukaryota; Fungi; Glomeromycota; Glomeromycetes; Diversisporales; Gigasporaceae
Source: the annotation of a GenBank genome assembly